This is a messenger RNA of Spodoptera frugiperda (fall armyworm), 2615 nucleotides long. RefSeq names its product protein dissatisfaction (gene dsf). The record is from RefSeq and is a predicted model, not a curated record. Lineage: Eukaryota; Metazoa; Arthropoda; Insecta; Lepidoptera; Noctuidae. Gene Ontology annotation, molecular function: zinc ion binding; RNA polymerase II cis-regulatory region sequence-specific DNA binding; nuclear receptor activity. The transcript has 10 exons. Gene Ontology annotation, biological process: anatomical structure development; regulation of transcription by RNA polymerase II; cell differentiation. The coding region runs from base 347 to 1672 and encodes 441 amino acids.
UCUCCGCAGCGGCUUCAAAGAUCACAAUUAUCGGAGCAGUCUGCCGAAAGCCGCGACUGGGUGGUGAAGUCACCUACAGAAGUCAUUAAAACUUUCGUACAUAUGUACUCACUUUACACUAGGUAAUGAAUGUGUGUGCGAAAGAACACUUUAAAUUCUGACAGUGUGAUUUUUGGUGUAUUUAUAAAAGUCAUAAAACAAGAGACUAUAGUAAAGUUGGUGACAAUUAAAUGAUUAUGUAUUUACCUGAAGUUAGUGGAUUGAUUUGAACUGAGCUUCGAAGACAACUGUCGAGCUGUCUGCCUUCUGGGAGCGACAACGGGCGCCAAACGUGGCAGUCCGUAGGAUGGGGACAGGUGACCGUCUACUUGACAUCCCCUGCAAUGUCUGCGGGGAUAGGAGCUCAGGCAAGCACUACGGCAUCUACAGUUGCGACGGUUGUUCAGGAUUCUUCAAGCGGUCUAUACACCGCAAUCGGGUGUAUACCUGCAAGGCUGGAGGCGAGAUGAAGGGCCGCUGCCCAGUGGACAAGACUCAUAGGAACCAGUGCCGCGCCUGCCGCCUCGCCAAGUGCUUCCAAGCUAACAUGAACAAAGACGCGGUGCAGCAUGAGCGAGGUCCUCGGAAGCCGAAGUUGCAAGCCGGCGCCAUGGGUGCGCUGGGCCCACCGACAAUGAACCACGCACACAAGCCGCACGCUCUCAAGCUGUCACCACCUUCGCCCUACACACCGCUGCCGCAGACCUUCAAUUUUCAGUUCAAUAUCAGUGGCAUGAGCGAGCCAGCCCCCUUGAGCACGGCUUCCUCAGCGGGGUCUAGUGGCGCCGGUGGGGGCGCGGGGGCUCCGAGCCCCCUGCCACUCGUGCCAGAGCCGUUCCUAGCCCCACCACCUCCAGGCUUACUACAUAUCCUCAUGUCCUCCGAUAAAUGCCAGGAAUUGAUGUGGAGCGCAAAACAGCUACAAUUACAGGGCGAUCCAACGUUGCUUCGACCACCACCAAGUGCUUUUGGAGCACCCCUUGCGCCUACAUGGGAACUUUUGCAGGAAACAAGUGCCCGUCUUCUCUUCAUGGCGGUGCGUUGGGUGCGGUGCCUCGCGCCUUUCCAAGCUCUGGCAGCUUCAGACCAACUGGUCCUGUUACGAGCUGCUUGGAAGGACCUGUUCCUGCUGCAUCUAGCGCAGUGGUCGGCUCCAUGGGACCUGGCGCCGCUGCUGGCAGCACCUGCAGCUCGCGCUCGAUUGCCACCGGACCCGUUGGCAGAUUUGGAACUGAAUACUUUACAGGAGAUUUUGUGUCGGUUUCGUCAAAUAGCACCCGACGGCAGCGAGUGUGGGUGUAUGAAGGCUAUUGUUCUUUUCUCACCAGAUACGCCGGGACUAAUCGAGACUCAGCCUGUGGAGAUGUUACAAGACCAAGCUCAAUGCAUACUGGCUGAUUAUGUGCGGACCCGGUAUACCAGACAACCGACAAGAUUCGGCCGCCUACUCCUGUUACUACCAUCACUCCGAGCGGUGCGCGCGCGCUCCAUAGAGCUGCUAUUGUUCCGCGACACGGUGGGCGACGUCUCGGUGGCGACGCUACUGCACGACAUGUACCGCAUGCAGCCUGCGCCGGCGCCUGCGUUCCAUCCACCCCCACCGCCUACCAGUGAACAUUGUUCCUCACCAUAACUUUAUUAAAUACCUACCUAGUGCUGCUUGGUAUUCAACACUGGCUGAUGUAAAUUUAUAGUGAUGUUACUGUCCUGAAUUGUUCAUAUUACUACCAAGUACCAAAUCCAAAGUCUCAUCAGAUAUUGCUAUAGCUAUAACCAUACUAUGAAGUGUCUGCAAAUCGUCUCUAUGCAGGACACAGCAGAUUAAAUUGUCAGAUUGAUCGUACUCAUCACGUUAUUUGCUCGUCGACAUAAUUUAAGGUGUUCGAUUUGGAACUUUGUUAAUACUCGUAAGAAGUCGAAUUUCAAUUAGUAUCCUUUUCACAUUAUAAGUACCUACGAGUUCGUUAGCGUAUAGCACAACUAAUAAAAGUUCAUAGAAAGUAAUUAAAUAGAAUUUCUGAAGAGAAUUUUAUAUAAAAUCUAACUAAAUAAUAUAAAAGUGUAUGAGAGUAUUUGAAUCUGAAAGUAUUAGAUAAAAAUGUACCUUUUUGAAUCUUAUCUAGUCUAGUCAACCUAGUCAUGUUGUAUAAAUUUUGUAAAUGUUAUUAUUCUAUAGUAAUUUAUUGUAUUUAGAUUAAGAUGUAUUUAAACAUGUGCUAUGAAUCUAGAGAAAUAAUUUAAAAAUGUGUUGAUGAAAUGUUGUAAAGACAAUAGCAUGGUAUGUUCUUUUAUUUGUAUAUAAAUAUGUUUUGAUUUGAUCAAGGAGUUAUUUUAUGUAGUUUUAUUUCUGAUAGAUACAAAUGAAAUGAAAGCAAUUUAAUAAUAGUAAAAGCACAAUUUAUUUCAUUCACUGAAUAAAUGCACAUCUACUAGGGAGCACUCAUAUACAAUUAUUAUCUAGAUGUCACAAAGAACAUUGUGCUUAAUAAAAAAAAUAUAGUCAAAUAGAAAUUCACUAUAUUUGAAUUAACUAAUGAAUCAACCAGACACAUUGACUUUCCCCAUAGAUUGUACUG